Messenger RNA from Odocoileus virginianus texanus, 2123 nucleotides. It is a transcript of the gene NAP1L5, whose product is annotated as nucleosome assembly protein 1 like 5. Gene Ontology annotation, cellular component: nucleus; chromatin. Gene Ontology annotation, molecular function: chromatin binding; histone binding. Gene Ontology annotation, biological process: nucleosome assembly. The record is from RefSeq and is a predicted model, not a curated record. Lineage: Eukaryota; Metazoa; Chordata; Mammalia; Artiodactyla; Cervidae.
UGCGCGGGCAGAUGUGGGGGGAGGCAGGGUAGCUAGGAAACGGUCCUGACGUUGCCCGCAGUGCGGGGGAGAGCAGGGUAGCAACAGGAGGCUGCUGGUGCGGUUCGAGGGCCCCACCAUCAGCUGAUUAUGGGGAGCCAGUCAGGGGCCCGCGGGGGGGAGCGGGCGGGGCCGCAGACGUCACCGCCGCGGCCGACGUCAGCGCCGCUUGCCGCUUGCCGCAGCCGCAGGAUCGCGCUGGUGCAGCUCGGGUGCCGGUCUCUGUGGGAGCCACCCAGACCUCUGCGCUGCUCCUCGAACAUGGCCGACUCGCAGAACCAGGGCUCUACGGAGCCGGGCCAGGCAGCGGACGCGGGCGCGGCACCGGAGGAGGUAAUGGCGGAAGGCGGUGCGCAGGGGGUAGAUUCUGACAGCGCGUCCGGCGACUCCGACGGUGCGGCCGGUCAGACGGCUGAGGAGCCCCAGACCCCUGCAGAGAAUGCACCAAAGCCUAGAAAUGACUUUAUCGAGAGCCUGCCUAACUCGGUGAAAUGCCGAGUCCUGGCCCUCAAAAAGCUGCAGAAGCGAUGCGAUAAGAUAGAAGCCAAAUUUGACAAGGAAUUCCAGGCUCUGGAGAAAAAGUAUAACGACAUCUAUAAGCCCUUACUUGCUAAAAUCCAAGAGCUCACCGGUGAGAUGGAGGGGUGUGCGUGGACCUUAGAGGGUGAUGAGGAGGAGGAGGACGAUGAAGAGUACGAGGAUGAGGAGGAGGGAGAGGAGGAGGACGAGGAGGAAGAAGAGCCUGCAGCAGAGGCUGCGGCGACCGCUGCCGCCGAAGAUGAGGGUCCCCACUCUGCAGCGCCUGAUGACGCCAAGAAAUAAGCGGGCGCAGAGGUGCAGAGGAGAAUGACGGCGCAGAUUUAAAACCCCGAUUACUAUUACUUUGUACACACUGGUGGACUUGAACGGCUCAGGUUUUGGACCAAAGUACAGUAGGAAUCAAUUCUGAAAUUCCUAAAAUACUACGAAAUUGACGCAAUCAGAUUAUGCCCAGCGCGUCUCAAAUUUGAUUUCCAAUUUGAACACAAAUAUACCAACAGGUGUUGAAAAUGAGUUGAAAUGAUUUUUCAUGAUCUCUUCUGUGAGGACUGGAGUUGAGACUUACUAAGGGUGUCAAGUAGAUGUGAAUUAAAGAACGUCACUUUGAAAAUCCUUUCAUCACAGUAUCAUCGCACUAGGCACGGAACACCCGAGAUCGAACGUGUUCUCAAUGCCGAAUUCUUCAAUUUCUUUAGUUUUGCAUUUUUUCAGAGCAGCAGCAGCAGAACUCAAGACAGAUCUCAUCUUUAAGACUUUGUUUUUGUAACGCGGACAUCAGUUUUACACUUCAGAGAAGAGAGAUGGGACGGAGGAAGCCAGUGCCGGAGAUCAUGACAAUACUGUUAAUGAGGCUCAGAAAACUGCCACUUCAGAUUCUAAAGACUGUUCUGAAUAUUUGGUUCCGAGAAGAAGGGUGUAUGACCUGUACAAUAUUGUCAACGUAUGUGUUCAUUAUUUACGGUCUCGUGUUUAUGUGUUUUCUUGGUAAUGUCUAUUUACAAAGGUGUAAAACAAAUCGCAAUUGUUUAAGUAUUAAAUCCCUUUAUCUAGUAUUUUAGAAGUAUUAAUUUACUUGAAAAAAUGUAGAAUCCUAGUAAAUUCUGUAAAGCAUGUGUAUCCAAUGUUAUGUACUUUGAAUUGUGUGAUGUCUUUUUGUCUUGUAGCUUUUAGAAUGUAGCUGUGAAAAUUAUCAGAACUCUUCACUGAAGCUAAUUUUUGGGAAAAAAUAUAUACUUGAAGAACCAAUCCAACUGUGUGUCCCCAUCUGCAGCUCAGAAGUAGAGGGGGUUUAAGUUUGCUUGUGUUAGCUGUGCCUUCAUUAUUUUGCUAUGUAAAUGUGACAUAUUAAUAUAAAAUGGUGCAUAAUCAAAUUUUACCACUUGGGAACAGAUUGGCAUACAGCAAAGGAUUUUUAGGAAGACACAUUUAAUGUCAAGACUCUUAGCUUCUUUGUGGGUUUUGAACUGUGUGAUCUAUAAAGAAAUUUAAGCAUAAAGUUGUUUACCACUGUGGUGUUAAUAAAACAGUAUUUUCAAAAAACAAAA